UCUAUUUCCUCGGCCAUUUAUUGUGAAGAGAAUAUAAAUUGAAGGACUCUAUUACAUGAUUUAUCAGUUCACAUACUUAAUUGCAACGUUGAGAUAGAUAGUCCUGUAGGUCUCUCUUCCUCCUCUCUACCAGAACAAUGGCAAAAAGGCUAGAUGGCAAAGUAGCAAUUAUCACUGGAGGUGCAAGUGGGAUCGGAGCAAGCGCAGUCCAACUCUUCCAUGAACAUGGUGCCAAGGUCGUCAUUGCUGAUAUACAAGACAAGCUAGGCCAUGACCUCGCCGACAAGAUAGGAGAAAAUGUCAGUUACAUCCAUUGCAAUGUGUCGAAUGAAGAUAACGUUCGCAAUCUUAUUGACACCACCAUAGCUAAACAUGGACAGCUUGAUAUAAUGUAUAGCAACGCCGGCAUCAUAGACGGAGUCGUUUCGAGAAUCCUGGAUUGCACAAAGUCAGAUAUGGAGAGAGUUCUUGGUGUUAAUUUGGUGGGUGCUUUCCUAUGCGCCAAACAUGCUGCAAGGGUCAUGAUACCACAGCGCAAGGGCUGCAUAAUAUUCACGGCAAGUGCUACAACAGCAAUUGCAGGAAUAUCGAGCCAUGCUUAUGCAGCAUCAAAAUGUGGACUUUUGGGGCUAUGUAGGAACUUGGCAGUAGAGCUUGGACAAUAUGGUAUAAGAGUAAAUUGUGUGUCACCUUAUGCCGUGGUAACAGGUAUCUCAGGACCCAUGAAUGAAGCUGAUUCCCGCAACCUUGAAAUGGCAUUAAGUGAUACUAGUUUAUUGAAGGGUCAAGUGCUAAAGGCAGAAAGUGUGGCAAAGGCUGCACUCUACUUGGCUAGUGAUGAUGCAAAUUAUGUGUGUGGUCUCAACCUUCUGGUGGAUGGAGGAUAUAGUGUGGUGAAUCCUGUCUUGAUGAACUUCAUGAAUAAGCAAUCGGGGAAUUAGCUUCUUCUAUUGAGUUGUUGAUGCUUGUUUUAUGGAAAAGUUGAAUUUCUCACCAUCUGCUAUAGCUAUAUACUGAAAAUAAAAGGCGUUCCCCUAUGUAGGCGUCAGCCCACAGGUCUUUUUUGCUGGCUUUUCUCAGGCUGGGGGAGCACAAAGCUCAGCAACCAGGGCCAGUGGCAUCCUAAGAGCGCGCAGUAGUUGUUGGUCUCCUUUUUAUAUUUUGUUGUCAUGUAUUCCAGUAGUACUGUUGAUUAUAAACGUACUUUCCAAUAAAUUAGCAGUCGGCCAUCUAUAGAAUUGGUGUAAAAACCAUAUCUUAAUGAUCAUCCUUUUUCAAUAUGCA
Messenger RNA from Carya illinoinensis, 1284 nucleotides. RefSeq names its product tropinone reductase-like 2. The record is from RefSeq and is a predicted model, not a curated record. The transcript is spliced from 2 exons. NCBI's taxonomy places the organism in Eukaryota, Viridiplantae, Streptophyta, Magnoliopsida, Fagales, Juglandaceae. Bases 138 to 941 code for a protein of 267 amino acids.